CACUGUCUGCUCCCUGCACCUCUUCACAUCAGAGAGGAAAGCCCACCAUCACCUCCUUCUGAGCAUUAAUCCAGUGCUGCUGAAGCAGACUAAGGAAAAAAGGAAGAUGAUUUCCAUCACUUGCCUGGCAUUGCUCUACCUGAGCCUUGCCAACAUCGCAUAUACAGCAGAGGGUCGCAUGCAGAUCUUUGCCAGUCCAGGCGACAACGUCACCAUGCCUUGUCAACUGAAACCUUCCUCCAGCUUCUCUUUUAAUGGAAACCGAAUUAAAUGGACCAAGAUUGAGGGUGACGACGACAUUGACAUCUUGCUUUCUAUGGGGUCCCACAACAUUAAAUACGGAAAGUACGAGAAUCGUGCUCACCUGAAAAAUAUUCAUGAAAAUGACGCCACCUUGGUUAUAUAUAACGUGGACCUGGACGACUUUGGCAUCUACAAGUGUGAGAUCAUAAACGGCAUGGACGACUUGAUUGUGGAGUUGGAGCUUCGGAUGAUUGGUGUCGUCUUCCCGUACUCGCCACGCCUGGGCCGUUACAACUUGAACUUUCACGACGCCGAGGCGGCGUGCUCGGAGCAGGAAGCUGUGGUCGCCUCGUUCGAGCAGCUCUACCAGGCCUGGAAAGGAGGGCUUGAUUGGUGCAACGCCGGAUGGCUGAGCGAUGGGACCGUGCAGUACCCCAUCACCAAACCCAGAGAGCCGUGCGGAGGAUCUAACACUCAAGCCGGGCUCAGGAACUACGGACGGCGCGACAAGUCCAACAGCCGCUUCGACGUCUUCUGCUUCACAGCUGGGUUGAAUGGGAAUAUCACCUUUGUGAACGAGAAGCUGACCCUCCCCGAGGCUGAGCAGGCCUGCCAGAACGAAGGAGCCGUGCUAGCGAAGGUGGGCCAAAUGUUCGCAGCCUGGAAGCUGAAAGGCUACGACCGCUGCGACGCCGGCUGGCUGGCCGACGGUAGCGUCAGGUACCCCAUCUCCAAGCCGAGGAUGAAGUGUAGCCUGACGGAGUCGGCCGUCCGCUUCGUCGGGUUCCCCGAGAAGAAGCACAAGCUCUACGGUGCCUACUGCUACAAAGCCUAGCCAGGAUAUACCACAUCUAUUCGAAGGCUCUCAUGCCGACCAAAGCCAAAAAAGAUGGAACACACGAGCAAAGUUAGUUAUCGUGAGCUAGCGUUAAAACUGUGAUUGCACGUUUCAAAUGAAAUACAGACAACUUCUGUUUUAUUAUAUAUCAUUCCACAUAUACGAUGCAAUUUGUACAAACGUUAUUCAGUUCCUAACAUUCUUUUUUCAGUUUUCAGUAUGUUUAAUGAAAUUAUCUGAAGAAAUGUGCUCUUUUAUAAGCUAAAAAAAGCUGAAAAGCAAAAAAACUAUGAUUGACACAUCUGACAUUAUUAAUCAGAGCAAUGACCAUUAUAACUUUUACAUCUUCGCUUUCAUCUAUCCGCCGACUAUUUUCUUAAAAUAUACACUGAUCAGCCAUAACAUUAAAACCACCUCCUUGUUUCUACACUCACUGUCCAUUUUAUCUAGCUACAAUUACUGACUGUAGUCCAUCUGUUCCUCUGCAUGCUUUGUUAGCCCCCUUUCAUGCUGUUCUUCAAUGGUCAGGACCCCCAAAGGACCACUACAGAGCACGUAUUACUUGGGUGGAUCAUUCAGAGCACUGCAGUGACACUGACAUGGUGGUGGUGUGUUAGUGUGUGUUGUGCUGGUAUGAGUGGAUAAAACACCUCAGUGUCACUGCUGGAAUGAGAAUACUCCACCAACCAAAAAUAUCCAGCCAACAGCGCCCCGUGGGCAGCGUCCUGUGACCACUGAUGGUGGUCUAGAAGAUGACCAACUCAAACAGCAGCAAUAUAUGAGCGAUCGUCUCUGACUUUACAUCUAGAAGGUGGACCAACUAGGUUGGAGUGUCUAAUAGAGCGCUGCUGUGUCUGAUCCACUCAUACCAGCACAACACACACUAACACACCACCAUCAUCAUGUCAGUGUCACUGCAGUGCUGAGAAUGAUCCGCCACCUAAAUGAUACCUGCUCUGUGGGGGUCCUGUAAUUGUAGAACUACAAAGUGCUCCUAAAUGGUAAGUGGAGCUGAUAAAAUGGACAGUGUGUGUACAAACAAGGAGGUGGUUUUAAUGUUAUGGCUGAUCAGUGUAUAUGAGCCUGCAUUCUUUUAUUUUAAUAGAACACUUCCUAAUAAACAUUUGCACUCUAAAGGUACGAGCAAAAUACUGCGUUCAAUAUCAACCCUAUCAGGCUUGAAUGGACUCAUUUGCCACUAAAAUCCAGAUGUGAUAUUAUAUCCAUUCAUGUUGUUUUUUAUGUGAUGCCAAUGCCUAUUCUUCCAGUUCUCACUCCAAUCCCAUAUUUUUCUUUUUUUACCACAAUUAUCAACUGACUUUUCUGUAAAUGUUCAUCUAUAAUGCAGUGUAUUUUUUAAACAAACUUCCAAAUGGAAAAUAAAAACCUCAUAAAAACAGAA
This is a messenger RNA of Trichomycterus rosablanca, 2483 nucleotides long. Its product is annotated as hyaluronan and proteoglycan link protein 1-like. Gene Ontology annotation, biological process: cell adhesion; central nervous system development; positive regulation of neuroblast proliferation. The transcript is spliced from 4 exons. Gene Ontology annotation, molecular function: hyaluronic acid binding. The record is from RefSeq and is a predicted model, not a curated record. Lineage: Eukaryota; Metazoa; Chordata; Actinopteri; Siluriformes; Trichomycteridae. Bases 107 to 1078 code for a protein of 323 amino acids. Gene Ontology annotation, cellular component: synapse; perineuronal net.